AUGGACCAGAAAACCGGCGGCGAAUUGUUGGUGGACGCACUGGAGCGGCACGGGGCUGAUCGUGUUUUUUGCGUGCCUGGUGAAAGUUAUCUGGCGGUUCUCGACGCUCUUCACGAUGCGUCCAUUCCCGUGACGGUCUGCCGCCAGGAGGGUGGCGCGGCGAUGAUGGCGGAUGCCCACGGCAAGCUGACCGGCAAACCCGGGAUCUGCAUGGUGACGCGCGGCCCUGGCGCAACCAAUGCCUCCGCCGGAGUGCAUGUGGCGGCUCAGGACUCCACCCCGAUGAUCCUGUUCAUCGGACAGAUAGAACGGGCAAUGCGCGAACGCGAGGCAUUUCAGGAGGUCGAUUACCGGCAGAUGUUCGGCGGCAUCGCCAAAUGGGUCGCCGAAAUCGAUCAGGCGGAUCGGGUUCCCGAAUUCAUCUCGCGUGCCUUCCAUGUUGCGACUUCCGGGCGUCCGGGACCCGUAGUUCUGGCUCUGCCGGAAGAUAUGCUUGUCGAGACGGCGACCGUCGCGCAGCCGCCGGCCUGGCAGCAGGUGGAGACACAUCCCGGUCUGACGCAAAUGGCGGAACUCCAGAAAAGGCUUUGGGCUGCCGAACGGCCAAUCGCGAUCCUCGGGGGGAGCCGCUGGUCGGAAGAUGCCGUCGCCGCCUUCACGCGCUUUGCCGAGCGGUUCGAUCUGCCUGUUGCCUGCUCCUUCCGCCGUCAGAUGCUGUUCGACAAUCUCCACCCGAAUUACGCGGGCGACGUCGGUAUCGGCAUAAGCCCGAAGUUGCUCGCCCGGAUAAAGGCGUCAGACCUUGUUCUCCUCGUCGGCGGACGGCUCUCCGAAAUGCCGAGCCAGUCUUAUUCGCUACUCGAAAUUCCGGCGUCCGAUCAGCAAUUGGUUCACAUCCAUCCCGAUCCGGAAGAGCUUGGGCGGGUCUACCGCGCGGAUCUUGCGAUCAAUGCCAGCCCGACAGCCUUCUGCAAGGCCGUUGAAGGACUUCAGCCACCCGUUGAAAUCAAGGGAGCGGGCGAAGCGGCCCGGGCGCACGAGGAUUAUCUGGCUUGGUCGGGAGCGCGACCGGAAACACCGGGGCCCUUGCAGAUGGCCGCCGUGAUGGAUUGGCUUGAAGCGAACCUUCCCGAAGAUACGAUUUGUACCAACGGCGCGGGAAACUACGCGACAUGGCUGCACAGGUUCCAUCGGUUCCGCCGCUACGGUACCCAGGCUGCGCCGACAUCCGGUUCGAUGGGGUACGGUCUGCCGGCAGCUGUGGCCGCCAAACUUGCGUUUCCGGAGCGCGAAGUGAUCUGCUUCGCCGGAGAUGGUUGCCUUCAGAUGACCAUGCAGGAGUUCGGAACUGCCUGUCAGGAAGGGGCCAACAUCAUCGUUCUGGCAAUCGACAAUGGCAUGUAUGGCACGAUCCGAAUGCACCAGGAACGAACCUAUCCCGGCAGGCCGUCAGCGACAAAACUGGUAAAUCCGGACUUCGCUGCCCUGGCCCGAACCUAUGGCGCGUUUGGGGCGACAGUUGAAACGGCGGAAGACUUUGGCCCGGCCUAUGCGGCGGCACGGGCGUCCGGCAAGCCAGCGAUCCUGCACAUGAAACUGGACCCUGAGGCGAUCACGCCGGCGGCGUCACUGAGCCAGAUCCGCGCUGCCGCCCAGGCAAAGCAAUGA
Effrenium voratum is the source of this 1668-nucleotide messenger RNA. NCBI's taxonomy places the organism in Eukaryota, Dinophyceae, Suessiales, Symbiodiniaceae. The record is from the annotation of a GenBank genome assembly.